Penicillium angulare is the source of this 1722-nucleotide messenger RNA. Its product is annotated as putative CECR1 family adenosine deaminase. Gene Ontology annotation, biological process: inosine biosynthetic process; adenosine catabolic process. Gene Ontology annotation, molecular function: adenosine deaminase activity. The coding region runs from base 1 to 1722 and encodes 573 amino acids. The transcript has 2 exons. The record is from RefSeq and is a predicted model, not a curated record. Lineage: Eukaryota; Fungi; Ascomycota; Eurotiomycetes; Eurotiales; Aspergillaceae.
AUGGCAACUAACAACGCCGAUUGGGAACUAGAGGAAGGACUCCCUCAGUUCGACGAUCCAUUCAUUCAGAAGUAUCUGAAUGGUCGCGACGCUCUCAUUGCAGAAGAGCAAAAACAACGUCAUGAUGCUACUUUCCGCAAGUCGCUUUCCCCGAUUGCCGCACGAGCCUGCAAAAUUGUGUCACAGAUCCGGGCCCGUGAGCAAAAGGAUAUCUGGACACAUGGGCUAGAUGAAGCCACGGCUCAUCAGUCAGACGAGAUUCUCUAUCCAGGUGUGAUGUUUCAUCAUGCAAAGGGCUACAUGGAAAAGACAACGUUGUGGCAAAUCGUCCAAAGGAUGCCUAAGGGAUCUCUUCUACAUGCUCACAUGGAUGCGAUGUUCGAUGUCGAUUUCUUGAUCGAUCAAGCCUUCUCCACGCCAGGGAUACAUGUGUCGGCAUCAGCUCCACUAAUUACAGCGCAGGACUUCGAAACUGCACCAUUCGAAUUUAAGUUCUCAUCUCAAAUGAAAAUGAGCUCCGAUGGAAUUUCAAUCUGGUCUAAGGAUUAUGAAGCUUCAACUCCUAUCCCCAUACAGGUUGCAGCGACGUCAUUUCCAAAUGGAGGUGAAAUCGGUUUUCGCGAAUGGGUCAGAAGUCGAUGUAUGAUAAUGCCCGAACAUUCGUAUCAUCAUCACCACGGUGUGGAUGCCAUCUGGGCUAUAUUCACGAAAACUUUUCCCGUGAUCAAUUCAAUCUUAAUGUAUGAGCCGAUUUUCCGCGCCUGCUUUCGUCGAAUGCUAGGUCAGCUUGCUGCCGAUGGGAUCCGAUAUGUCGAGUUUCGCGUCGUGCCGUCCCCUCGAUACCAGAAAGAGGGAGUUGACGAAGCCGAAGACGACAGGACGGAGUUCUGCCGAGUCUUCCAAGAGGAAGUUGAUCGAUUCAAAGAGACCGAUGAAGGCAAGAGCUUCUACGAGGCACGAAUCAUUUGGUGUGGCCUUCGAAUGCUCUCCAACAUGGAAAUUGUCGACAGUAUGAAGCAAUGUAUCACAAUGAAGCAGAAAUACCCAGAUUUGAUUUGCGGUUAUGAUCUAGUCGGCCAAGAAGACUCCGGCAGGCCGCUUGUGGACCUUGUGCCACUCCUAUUUUGGUUCAAAAAACGCUGCGCAGAUGAAAAUGAGGAUAUCCCCUUUUUCUUUCACGCCGGAGAAACACUAGGCGAUGGGGAUGUGACAGACCACAACCUCUUUGAUGCAAUACUAUUGGGUACCCGACGAAUCGGCCAUGGCUUUUCUCUUUAUAAGCACCCUCUCCUCAUAGAAUUGAUCAAGGAGAAGAAAAUCCUAGUCGAAUGUUGCCCAAUCUCCAAUGAAAUCCUUCGGCUCACGAGUUCCAUCAAAUCCCACCCUUUGCCAGCGAUGUUAUCCCGCGGUGUUCCAGUCUCACUCUGCAAUGAUGACCCUGCUAUUCUUGGACAUGGGAAGAAUGGAUUGACCCAUGAUUUCUGGCAGGCUUUACAGGGGCUCCAAAAUGUUGAUCUAGCGAGCCUGGCAAUGAUGGUACAGAACUCCAUUAGGUGGAGCUGCUACGAAGAUCAGACUACUGCUGAGUGGAAAGCUGAAGUAGGUGAGGGGAUAUUGGGUGAAGGAAUAAAAGCCGCUCGUUUGCGAGAAUGGCAUUCGGAAUUUGAAAGAUUCUGUGAGUGGGUGGUCAUGGAGUUUGCGGAAUUUGAUGAUGACGAAUAA